Dama dama (fallow deer) is the source of this 2101-nucleotide messenger RNA. It is a transcript of the gene ANGPTL6, whose product is annotated as angiopoietin like 6. The record is from RefSeq and is a predicted model, not a curated record. Lineage: Eukaryota; Metazoa; Chordata; Mammalia; Artiodactyla; Cervidae. The coding region runs from base 438 to 1841 and encodes 467 amino acids. The transcript is spliced from 6 exons.
AGCCUUGCUCCUGCCAUCAAUUGUCUCCUUCAUCAUCUAUAAGUUUCCGUCUUUCUCCUCUCUCUGCCCCAUUCCCAUUUCUCUCUUCUCAUCUGUCUCUUCAUCGCCCACCUUUCUCCCCAUCUUCCCUACGUCUUUCCUCUGUCUCUUGGACACUCUCUUCCACUGGCCCCUCUCCUUGACUUCUGAGGUUUCCUUCUCUGCGGCCAAAAGGGGGAGCCGGAGGAGACUACCAGUGGGGGGCGGAGGGGCCCCAGCCCAGGCCCAGAGCCCAGCCUGGCAGCGUCUCUCAGAUCUGGGACGACCAUUUCCUCCUUCAGCCCGGGAGGCCACUCGGGUUACAAGCUCAGGACAGUAGCAACUGGGAGAGUGUGUCUGCUGGUCGGGGAGGCCUUCUUACAAGGAGACCCUGGUCCGGUGGGGGCUCUACGUCCGCCAUGUCGGCACCCCGGCUGCUCACGUUGCAGCUGCUGCUCCUGCUGGGCGCGUGGUGGGCGCGCGCGGCCGCCCCGCGUUGCACCUACACCUUCGUGCUGCCCCCGCAGAAGUUCACGGGCGCCGUGUGCUGGAGCGGGCCGGCGGCCGCGCGCCCGACGCCGGAGGCUGUGAACGCCAGUGAGGUGGCGGCGCUGCGCGUGCGCGUGAGCCGCCACGAGGAAUUGCUGCGCGAACUUCAGCGGCUGGCAACGGCCGACGGCGCCGUAGCCGGCGAAGUGCGUGCGCUGCGCAAGGAGAGCCGAGGUUUGAGCGCGCGCCUGGGCCAGCUGCGCGCGCAGCUGCAGCACGAGGCGGGCCCGGGGGCGGGGCCUAGCCCGGGGGCGGAGCCCGCCUCCGCGCUAGCGCUGCUCGGGGAUCGCGUGCUGAACGCCUCAGCCGAGGCGCAGCGCGCUGCCGCCCGCUUCCACCAGCUGGACGUCAAGUUCCGCGAGCUGGCACAGCUAGUCAGCCAGCAGAGUGGCCUCAUCGCCCGCCUGGAGCGCUUGUGCCCGGGGAGUGCGGGCGGGCAGCAGCAGGUCCUGCCCCCACCACUGGUACCUGUGGUCCCUGUCAGUUUGGUGGGUGGCACUGGCGACACCGGCAGGAGGCUAGACUCAGCCGCAGAACCUCAGAGAGAUCAGACCCUGAGACAGCCAAGACCCCUGGCCUCUCCUCUGCCCUCGGGGCACCCUGCUGUUCCUGCUAAGCCAGCAGGCCCAUGGCGGGAUUGUGCAGAGGCCCGCCAGGCAGGCCAUGGACAGAGUGGAGUGUAUGAGUUACGAGUGGGCCGGCAUGUGGUGUCAGCAUGGUGCGAGCAACAGCUGGAGGGAGGAGGCUGGACUGUGAUUCAGAGGCGGCAAGAUGGCUCGGUCAACUUCUUCACUACCUGGCAGCACUACAAGGUGGGCUUCGGGCAGCCUGAUGGGGAAUACUGGCUGGGCCUUGAACCUGUGCAUCAGCUCACCAGCCGUGGGGACCAUGAGCUACUGGUGCUCCUUGAAGACUGGGGAGGCCGUGGGGCACGCGCCCACUAUGAUGGUUUUUCCCUGGAGCCUGAGAGUGACCACUACCGCCUGCGGCUUGGCCAGUACCAUGGGGAUGCUGGAGACUCUCUUUCCUGGCACAAUGACAAGCCUUUCAGCACCGUGGAUAGAGACCGAGACUCCUAUUCUGGUAACUGUGCCCUGUACCAGCGGGGAGGCUGGUGGUACCAUGCCUGUGCCCACUCCAACCUCAAUGGGGUGUGGCAUCGAGGUGGCCACUACCGUAGCCGCUACCAGGACGGGGUCUACUGGGCCGAGUUUCGUGGUGGGGCUUACUCUCUCAAGAAGGCUGCCAUGCUGAUCAGGCCCCUGAGGCUGUGACCCUCUGUCCAUCUGUCCCUCAGGUCCCAGGGGAUGUGUGUCAGCAGGAGCCCAAGUUGUCCUGGUCACCCCUCCUUCGUGGCUCCACGCAGACCACGCCCCACAGACCUUUUCCAGUUGUGGAUCUGCAGGGCUUCCCCAGAGCUCUGCAGACAGUGCCCAGGAAUCCCCCUGCCAAUAUCUUGGACCCAGACAGCUCCCCAAGGGCAUUGAGAUUUCAGUUUGAGCUCAUAUUUUAUAACAACACAAAAUAUCCACAG